Molecule: messenger RNA, 739 nt
Organism: Populus euphratica (Euphrates poplar)
Lineage: Eukaryota; Viridiplantae; Streptophyta; Magnoliopsida; Malpighiales; Salicaceae
Product: profilin-6-like
Exons: 4
Coding region: 131-526 (131 amino acids)
Cellular component (GO): cell cortex
Molecular function (GO): actin monomer binding
Source: RefSeq, a predicted model, not a curated record
UCCUUUCUUUAGCUCCCACUGCUGUCCUUCCUCUCAUAGGCUUAUAUCUUCCUCCUCGCCCCUUCCCUCAAUCCAUAGCUACUAGAAACUUCUACAGCUCUUCCUCUCUGCCUCAAAUCAAUCAAUCAAAAUGUCGUGGCAGGUAUACGUUGAUGACCACUUGAUGUGUGACAUCGAGGGUAAUACCCUCACUUCCGCUGCCAUCAUCGGCCACGACGGCAGCGUUUGGGCCCAAAGCGCUUCCUUCCCUCAGUUCACCCAAGAAGAAGUGAGCGCGAUCAUGAAAGAUUUUGAGGAACCCGGAUCUCUUGCACCAACUGGGUUGUUCCUUGGUGGCACCAAGUACAUGGUGAUCCAAGGCGAACCUGGAGCUGUUAUCCGAGGAAAGAAGGGUUCUGGUGGUGUCACUGUCAAGAAGACCAAUCAGGCACUGAUAAUUGGCGUGUAUGAUGAGCCUCUAACUCCCGGUCAAUGCAACAUGAUUGUGGAAAGGCUUGGUGAUUAUCUAAUUGAUCAGGGCCUUUAGUCAUCUAGUUGCUGGUGUUUAAAGUUGAAGUUGGGUCUAAGUGUGACGUUGAAGUUGUUUGACACUCUGUUUUGAGGUGAUAGACGUGGCUUCUCGUGUAUGAAAUAUCUGUGUUCCUAAUAUCAGACUUCUGAAUGGAAGUGUGUUGAUUUAUUAUACUGGAAUAUUUACCUGCGAGGGAUUUAAUGGAUUUGAGAUUGAAGUUUUUUGUUA